GAAAACCUUAAAAAAGAAACAAAACAGAGGAAACAGAAAGUCCCCGAUAAGACAGCAAAAACUUUUGUCUGUUAUUCCUGUUUUGCGUUUAGUUAUACUUUCUGUCGCUCCAUUGCACCCUGCGUCCCUGCUCUUCUCCAUAAAACCCACCACCCUCGAAUUAGAGCUGGGUUUUAUUCGCCUUCUCCCUUUCAGCCAUUCUUCUUUCUUACCCAUCUCCAAUUCCUUCUCCCUUCAAAUUUACACACCCUUUUCUUCUCCUCCCUCCAAGAUCUGACCUUUCUUUCAUCCUGCUUCAUCUUUGGCGUUUCUGUUUAACGCAUUUCUCUUUCUGUGAUUGGUUCCUUCCUUUCAUCCACCGCCCUUGCAUUGCAGGGGAAUGCCUGUUUGCUCAUCGUAGAUCAGACUUGGCGCGCAGAGAAAAUUUUCCCGCGAGAUUCUUCCAUUUUAGGUUUUCUAUAGAACGGGAUUUCUGGCUUCCUAACGUUUUCGCCUUUGCAAUUGGAUUGUUAGUUUCAACAUUGUUCUAGUGCCUGGGGAAUGAUGAAGAACUAAAGAAAAAAUGGGGAAGAAAUCAAGUUGGUUAUGUUCUUUUGCUCUCAGUUCUUCCAGGAGAUUAAAAUCAAAGAAGGGACUUGGUACAGCAAAGAGUUUGGACUCGAUUGUUACAACCUACGACGAUCUACCUAGAUUUGAUGUUCCCACCACUCCUCCGUCUCGUUCCGCCCCUCCACCUCCACCUCCUCCACCACCGCCUCCACCACCACCACCACCACCACUGCGUCCAGCCCCAGCUGAUGUGAAAUUAACUGAAGCUGAGAAUGAACAUAGCAAGCAUGCCUACUCCGUGGCACUUGCCACUGCAGCUGCCGCUGAGGCAGCUGUUGCGGCUGCCCAGGCUGCAGCUGAGGUGGUUCGACUCACAAGUGCUCGUAGUUCCGGUAAACCAAAGGAGGAGAUAGCAGCUAUCAAGAUACAGACAGCAUUUAGAGGUUACUUGGCUAGGAGGGCGCUGCGGGCUUUGAGAGGCUUGGUGAGACUGAGGACAAUGAUACAAGGUCAAUCUGUGAAAAGACAAGCAGCUUCAACUUUAAGAGCCAUGCAGACUCUUGCGCGAGUGCAGUCUCAGAUACGUGUAAGGAGGAUCAGGAUGGCAGAGGAGAACCAGUCUCUCCAGCGACAGAUCCAUCACAAACACGAGAAGGAGCUUGAGAGAUUGAGAUCUUCUAUUGGAGUGGAGUGGGAUGCUAGUUUGCAAUCGAAAGAACAAAUUGAAGCGAACUUACUCCACAAGCAAGAAGCUGCAGUUAGAAGAGAAAGAGCCCUGGCUUAUGCCUACACUCAUCAGCAAACAUGGAAGAACGCAUCCAAGAGCGGAACUGCAACAUUCCUGGACCCAAACAAUCCGCACUGGGGUUGGAGUUGGUUAGAGAGAUGGAUGGCAGCUCGGCCAUGGGAAAACAAUAGUGCAGUGGACAACAAUGACCGACCUGCAUCUCUCAAGAGUGCAGUAAGCCGCACCAUGUCUCUGGGCGACAUCAGCAGAGGUUCUUCUCGUCGCAAUCUCAACAAGCCUUCCCUAAGUGGCCAAAGAUCGGGCAGUAAGCCUCCAAGUCGUUAUUCACCUGCUAGUUCGAAGGCUACAUCCAUAUCAUCAGUGACUGGGAAAAUGAAAGGACCGAACCCCAAGGGCAGCAGCAGCAGCACUUGGGGUGGGGAUGAUGACACAAUGAGCAUGUACAGUGUUCGGUCUGAGAUUCGAUACACGAGGAGGCACAGCAUACCAGGGCGGUCCUUUAGAGACGACGAGAGCCUUGCAAGCUCGCCUUCAGUUGCUCCGAGCUACAUGGGGGCAACACAGUCUGCAAAAGCCAAGUCACGGUUUUCAAGCCCAAUGGGGGCAACAGCAGCUAAGAACAAUCGGGCACCGGAGAAGGCAUCUGUUGCAUCAGCAAAGAAGAGGCUCACUUACUCUCCUUCCUCUGCUGGACUCAGGAGACAUUCGGGUCCUCCUAAGCUCGAGGAAUCCCCGUCGAGGAAGUUUGAGGCUGAUCACUUGGAGGAGGAUCAUAUCAACAACGGCGGAAUGUCAAUGUAGCAGUUCAGGGUUCUCAUUUAGGUAUGAGUGAGGAGGAUUGAGAAAGGCCAGAGAAAUAAGAAAAGGAGAAAGACCUGAGAAUGUUGGCCCUGCUGUUUCGCGACGCUCAAACGUUUUCAAUCGCCAUUGAUACUACACAGACAGAACCACUAUCUUCUCGAACGAGUUACUACUGAAUGAAUGCUCUAGUCAUCGAAAUUCCAUAUUUCGACUUCCCAACUUCACGAAAAUGGCUACACCUUUCUUGGCUGGAGUUGCGGUUGCAGCUGCUGCUCUUGCUGGAAGAUGCGGGAUCCAGGCAUGGCAAGCAUUCAAGGCCCGGCCGCCAAGAAUGAAAACGCGCAGAUUCUACGAUGGUGGGUUUCAGCCUAAGAUGACUAGAAGAGAAGCAGCUCUUAUUCUUGGUCUGAGGGAAAGUGCGACCCCAGACAAGGUGAAAGAAGCACAUAGAAAAGUAAUGGUAGCAAACCAUCCUGAUGCAGAUGGUAGCGAUUUAUCUCGCAUCCAAGAUCAAUGAAGCCCAAGAUGUGAUGCUUGGGAAGACAAAGGGGAGUAAUUCUGCUUUCUAGUGUCCAUCUCCAAAGUUGAAAUUUUGCUGAAAGAGGGAAGCAUCUGGUUGAGAGCAGGUCUUUUCCCUUUACCCUAUAGCAUCACAGAAUUUCUGCUGAACUCAGUGAAAUGACAACAAUCUAAAAGAAGGGUUCCAAAUGCUUCCAUGCACAGGCCACGGCUUUGCUUUUAGCUUUGGUUGAUAUCCUGGAGGCUGGUUCAGGCAUGUUUGGUUGUCCUGGUUGGAGCAGAGAAUAUCUUCUUAUGAUAGCAAUAAUGAAGAGCAGUGUGAUUGAGAUAUUUAACAGUGAGAACUGUGGUUUUCUGAAGCAUGGAACAUGAUCAUUGAGCUAUAUCACAUGAAUCACAUUAGCAG
Messenger RNA from Linum tenue, 3023 nucleotides. The record is from the annotation of a GenBank genome assembly. Lineage: Eukaryota; Viridiplantae; Streptophyta; Magnoliopsida; Malpighiales; Linaceae.